UGCCUGUCAGCCUCCAGAGUGACACACAGCGUGAAGGCAGCUCGCAGGCAAAGAGUCAAACAUCUCCCUCCUGCUGGAUAUUGCUCCUUAUUGUCAUCACGCAUUGCUCGGGACUGUUUUUUUUUUUUUUAAUGCCGUGCGUAAAAGGCGCAUUCGGACACGAUGGAUUUGGUUCUCGCUGGAGAUCCUGGAGAAUGCGCACUGAACGCCACCACUGCGGGAGUUAAGAGUUCGGAAGUGCUCCGUGUGAAUCAAUAGGAGAAGUCCCCCCUUGCAGAUAUGAACUCCACGGCAGCGCAUGCGGGGAGAUUUCAACCGCCCACCAUCCCGGCGAUUAUGUUCAUUUUCGGGGUGGUGGGGAACGUCAUCGCGAUCGUGGUUCUGCGGAUAUCACGAAAGGAACAGAAGGAAACAACUUUUUACACCCUGGUGUGUGGCUUGGCGGUCACGGACCUGCUGGGCACGCUGCUGGCCAGUCCCGUCACCAUCGCGACCUACGUGAAGGGCGCGUGGCCCGGCGGCGAGCCCCUGUGCCAGUACACCGGCUUCAUUCUGCUCUUCUUCUUCUUGGUGCAGCUGUGCAUUGUGUUCGCGAUGUCAGUGGAGAGGUACUUGGCAAUAAACCACGCGUACUUCUACAACGAGUACGUCAACCAAAAGCUCGCCGCGCUCACCCUUUUGGCCAUUUACAUGUCCAACAUCGUGUUCUGCGCGCUGCCCAGUGUGGGGUUCGGGAAGGUGACGCGCCAGAUGCCGGGCACGUGGUGCUUCAUCGACUGGAAGAACAACCAGACGACGGUGGCGACUUUUAAUUUGAUGUACGCGGGCGUGAACUCGGUGAUCGUGCUCGCCACCAUCAUAUGCAACGUGAUGGUGUGCGCGGCGCUGAUCCUGAUGCACAAGCGGUUCAUCCGACGCACGUCUCUGGGCGCCGACCAGAGGCGCUUGUCGGACCUGCGGCGCAGGCGCAGUUUCGGACGGUUGGCUGGAGCGGAGAUCCAGAUGGUGAUCCUGCUGAUAGCGACCUCGGCGGUGGUUCUCAUCUGCUCCAUACCGCUAGUGCUGAGGAUCUUUGAGAACCAGCUGUCCAGAAACAAGACGGAGGAGCGCUCCGGGCUGAAUAAAGACCUGCUGGCCAUCCGCAUGGCCUCCGUCAACCCCAUCCUGGACCCUUGGAUCUACAUCCUGCUCAGUAAGACGGUGGUCCUGAAGCUGAUGGAGAAAAUCAAGUGGCUGUUCUGUGAGAUGGGCGCUCGGGGCCGAGGGGGGGGCGGCGGCGGGCGCUUCCGCUGUGCCGACUCCCGCCUCUCGUCCUCCGUCGUGUCGCGAGACUCCCCGUCGCUGGUGUUGAGGGAGCCGAAGGUGAUGGCGAGCAGCUCCCAGACCGUGUUGUACCCGUGUGAGGGCGCCGAGAGGGCGGCGGACGCGGGGUCGCCUGACGCGAGGUCGCCGGACGCGGAGAGGCCGCCGCCGGCACAGACGUCGGGGGUCACCCGGGAGGUCGAGGCCUCGGGGGACAGGGCGGCGGCCUUGAGAGAACUUCUGAUGUGUCGCAAGGACCCGACGCUGCACGUGACCUUCACGGACGAGAGCGCCAACACGCAGGAGAAAUGCAUAUGAGGGAGCGAGGAGGGAAGCAAGAGACGCGAGACUAAAGGAAACGCUUCUGAAGACCAGCGGAGGACGAAGCAUGAGCUGAGCAGCUCGGUGUCAGUCUGACCUGAAUGUGUGUGUGUGUGUGUGUACUUGUACUGCGAUCUUUGUGAGGACCAAUAUAAGUCAUAGACCUUCAGAGCGAGGAGCUUUUUGGAAGGUGAGGACCUUGUUGGCUGGCGCAGUCAUCCAUCCACCUGCAGAUAUCACGCUGUAUUAUUGAACUUAAUAUUCAUAAUCCAUGUAUUAAUUUACCAGAAAAGCACAUCACUAAAUACACGUCAGUCCAAUCAAAGCAGCUCCAAACUGAACCCGAGGAGCUCUCGUUGUUGUUGUUGUUGUUGUUGUCUGUUUCCACAACCUCCCAAUUAAUGUAAAGAAAAUGUGAAAAGAGUUCCACGAUGUUAAUUUAUUGUACGUUUUCUACACAAUUGUAUUGUUUUUCAAUUGUUAUUUUCUUCCCUGUGAGAAGGUCCAUAUAGUUUUGAGCCAUUUUAAAUUGGUACAUGAUAAAUAUACAAUAUACAUAUAUAAAAGUCAGCGGUGGCUUUUCCCCGAUACACAGGCAGUGGAGAAUGUCAAUAGGAGCCUUCUAAUGUAAUAUGUUAUUAUAAAAUCAUUAAUUUGACUCCAUCCAGCCCAUUUCCUUGUAAAGGUUGAACUUCAUCUCAUUUGUCGGGUGCACUUCCUCAUCUAAUCGGACUUUAUGGGCUGAUUAAGACAAUAUUACAUUUCCUGAUGAGUUUAAAGGUUUUGCUUUUUCUUAGAUGGAUUUAUAUAAAGAUUGAUAUAAAUACCAUGUUCAUGUUUCAAUGUUAACGUGUCAAAUGUACCAUAAAAUGUGUUAAACCUCUUGUGAACAAUGUUGUAUACCGAACUCUUAAAUAAACAAAAGUUGGUAAAUAUUCA
Messenger RNA from Pseudoliparis swirei, 2562 nucleotides. Its product is annotated as prostaglandin E2 receptor EP4 subtype-like. Gene Ontology annotation, cellular component: plasma membrane. Gene Ontology annotation, molecular function: prostaglandin E receptor activity. The record is from RefSeq and is a predicted model, not a curated record. Bases 280 to 1620 code for a protein of 446 amino acids. The transcript is spliced from 2 exons. Lineage: Eukaryota; Metazoa; Chordata; Actinopteri; Perciformes; Liparidae. Gene Ontology annotation, biological process: inflammatory response; negative regulation of inflammatory response; positive regulation of cytosolic calcium ion concentration.